Molecule: messenger RNA, 1284 nt
Organism: Capronia coronata CBS 617.96
Lineage: Eukaryota; Fungi; Ascomycota; Eurotiomycetes; Chaetothyriales; Herpotrichiellaceae
Exons: 1
Coding region: 1-1284 (427 amino acids)
Biological process (GO): DNA-templated transcription
Cellular component (GO): RNA polymerase III complex; nucleus
Source: RefSeq, a predicted model, not a curated record
AUGGCCGACCAAGAUGACCCUGUCAUUGCUUCCUACGAUGUUUACCUCACCAAGCCAUUAUCCCCAACUGCCAAAGAAGCGGCCUCGAGACUAUAUGUUCUGCAAUACCCAUCACAUAGACCCUACUCGAAACCAUACAAUGCCGCACGAUCGCAGGCUCCCACUUCUCUCCGGCUCAAGCCAAACUCGGGGUUCCUAGAGGUUGACGUGCCCAUCCUGACGCAAGAACACUAUAAUGAGCACGCUGGCGAAAAGUUCGGGAAAGGCGUGGCCGAGAGCCGGACUCUGCAGGCUGGCGGUUCACACGGUCUGGCCGGGGGGUUCUCAGCUGGGUCAACACAGUUGAAGUUCAGGGACAUUCCCAUGCACGACCAGCUCAACAACCCCGUCCAAUAUCUGACCACUCAGACAUUGGGUGGGAAGAUCGUCGCUCCAAGUCCGCGCGAUCCCAUAUAUCUUGUCGGUUCUUUCAAAAAGAAGCAACUCCACCUCUCGCACGUGGAUGCCGUGGUGCAGAUGCGCCCUCAGUUUCAUCACAUUGACGCAGAGGAUGAGCUCGCCCAGAAAAGACUUCAAGCGGCCAAUGGGACUGGGCCAGCCAAGCAGAAACCAGGGUUGGAGGCUCCCCCUCCCAAAGUCGAGUCCAAAGCCAUCGAGAUCAAGAUCAAAGACAACAAGGACGAUGCCAAAGACCGUGGUCUCAAUGAGAAUGCAAGAUUGUUGCGCGACAUUCAGAUGGAGGAUUGGGACCACCACGACUGGGUUGAUGAGGAUGAGUCGGACUCGCAAACCGUCUUCACAACCCAUCUGCAACUGCCCGAUAAUACGGCUCAGACGAGUGUCCGAUUACGCAGCCUGCUCAGCAACGGCGACUGGCUUGAUCGGAUGAGUGCGCCGAGAGAGGACGGCAAGAAAGGACUUUUGGCUAAACUGCGCGGCCGAGAAAGAGAACGGGCCAGGAGGAAGAAGGCGGAAGAAGAAAAGCGCCAGCGCCAGAAGGAUGCCACAGGUGGUACGCAGGCCGGACAUGGUACACUGCCCGACAUGAGUUCAGACAGUGAUCUGAGUACACCGGAGGCUUCGGAGAGCGAGCCUGAUGAGGAUGUCACAAUGACGGAAGCCGACAAUGUCAACCGAGUAUCUAUCAAAGAGGAACCCGCGGCUACUUCCUCGGUAGCCACCGUUGGAGCUUCAGGAGCCCCGGCUCAGGGAACAGGAACUGCUACACCGAAGAAGAGAGGUCGUCCAAAGAAGAACCAAGACCCCAGCGCUGUUGAUGAGUGA